CACACACGGUUUUUCACCCAUGUAAUAUAUAUGCGAGCUCACCCGCUUCACUUCUCCUUCUCUUCUGUGUUAAUUUGUCAGGGCAAAGCCGAUUGCGAACACACUGAUUGAUUGCUAUACACUCUCACUACUUGAGCUGUUCAAUGGCCGACCGAGUCCACCCCCGCUACUCGCCUCCGACCACAGACACGGAGACGAUUACGCCUGACUCCUCAGGAGAAUUCUCGAUCCACCAACGCUAUCAGCACCCGUCCGCUAAGCCUACCCCGCCUCCUGGAACUUACGUCGUCCAGAUCCCCAAGGAUCAAGUCUUCCGACUCCCUCCGCCGGAGAACGCUCGACGCUUAGAGCAGCUCUCCCGCCGCAAGCCUCGCCGGGGCAGGUGUUGUUGCUGCCUAUGCGCUCUCCUAGCUGUGCUUGCCACCGUAAUCGCCAUCGCCGGCAUCGCAGCCGCCGUACUUUACCUCGUGUUUCGUCCUAAAGUGCUGGAUUACUCUAUUGACAAGGUGGCCAUCAGAGGCUUCAAUCUGACGUCAUCGACGUCGCCGAUUUCUCCGGAAUUUGACGUCACUGUACGAGCUGAAAACCCUAACAAAAAGAUCGGUGUGUACUACCUCGAUGGAAGCUCCGUCAAUGUAUACUACAACGAAGAUCGGUUGAGUACCGGUGCUUUGCCGGUGUUUUAUCAACCGUCCAAGAAUGUAACUGUUUUCGUGACGGUGUUGCGCGACUCCGGCAUCGUACUCACAAGUUCUGCGCGAAAGGCCUUAGCGGAUGAGCAAAAGAAGAAAACGGUGCCGUUCAAGGUCGGCAUGAAGGUGCCAGUGAAGAUCAAAGUGGGGUCCGUUAAAACCUGGAAAAUUACCGUUAAAGUGAAGUGUGAUGUAACGGUGGAUAAGUUAACGGCGUUUGCAAAGAUUGUGUCACAGGAUUGUGAUUAUAGUGUGAAACUUUGGUAGAAUAUUUUUUUUAAAUUGUUUUUUUUUUCAUUCUACAAUUCUUUCCGUUAGAGGAAGUUAUGAAUUGGGAUGUUCUGGUUGUGGUGGACAUGUUAUAUGAAAUGAGAACAUGAGAUUUGACAUGGA
This is a messenger RNA of Tripterygium wilfordii, 1085 nucleotides long. Its product is annotated as NDR1/HIN1-like protein 13. Bases 144 to 959 code for a protein of 271 amino acids. The record is from RefSeq and is a predicted model, not a curated record. NCBI's taxonomy places the organism in Eukaryota, Viridiplantae, Streptophyta, Magnoliopsida, Celastrales, Celastraceae. The transcript has a single exon. Gene Ontology annotation, cellular component: plasma membrane.